This is a messenger RNA of Strongylus vulgaris, 822 nucleotides long. The record is from the annotation of a GenBank genome assembly. Lineage: Eukaryota; Metazoa; Nematoda; Chromadorea; Rhabditida; Strongylidae.
AUGAGGACUAGCCUUAGCCAGCUGAGGAAAAAUCUUAUUGGAAAGCACUACCUUAUAUCCUCGUUUCGCUACAAAAACUUGGUGGUGUUCACCGAUGGAUCAUUGACAUUCGUUUAUGGCUUAGUAAAUAAUAAUGGAUAUGCGGAGUACACAAAAUCAGUAGAGGUCACAUUCUCUCCACGGCUUCCGGAAGAUGUAGAAAUCACGUCAAUGUCUGCUACCAACGAUGGAUCUCUCAUAGUUCUUUGUGGCUCUAACAGUCUUUUCAUAGUCCGUGUAUCUACUGACUUGUGGGCCUCGAAAUCCGAGAACUAUAUACCUCUCAGCCAUUACGUUUGCGAGCUUGAGCAAGUGCAUCCAACGUUUUUUGAAUCCGUGAGACCUUCCAGAGUGGUGCAAGUGAGAUGGAUUUUAGCUGAUUCAUUCAAUUGUUCUAUGCAUUUUCUUGCUGUACUUUUCGAUGACAGCCGAUUAAGAAUAUAUCGAGCGGAGACUAUUUGCGAUGUGCCAUGCGUUGUUAUUGAUUACUCCAUCUUCAUGUGUGCUACCGACCGAUCUCAUAAUCUCGGUUUCAACUCUUAUGGCUUUUUCAAGUCUAUCGUGUCGUUUGAUUGUAUCACUAUGCGAGAAGAGAAUCCUGUACUGUUCGCCAUCGAUUCUGAAGGAGAACUGUAUGCCACGACGGUGAACGUUAUCGGUAGUGUUCAACCUUUUACGCGACCGCUAGUGCCUCCGUCAUCUUUGCCCUGUGAUCCCGUGGGAAUCCAGGUUGUUGAACAUCCCCUGAACGAUGUAUGUUACUCCCAGCCUGCUCAUUUGUAG